Clonostachys byssicola is the source of this 870-nucleotide messenger RNA. NCBI's taxonomy places the organism in Eukaryota, Fungi, Ascomycota, Sordariomycetes, Hypocreales, Bionectriaceae. The record is from the annotation of a GenBank genome assembly.
AUGGCUGCGUAUCCCGAGAACAACCGAACGUGGCAGAUUAUCCAUAACGCCCGGAAGGGUGGGUAUGCCGUUGGCGGGUUCUGUGUGUACAAUGCGGAAGGCGUUCUUGCAGUGAUCAAGGCGGCGGAGCGAUGUCGUUCCCCCGCAAUGAUCCAAUUCUUCCCAUGGACCUUGCACUUCCACGGCCCUGCAUUUAUCAAGUACGCAGCCGAGGUUGCCCGCGCGGCUUCAGUGCCUAUAUCUAUCCAUCUCGACCAUUGUUUGAAGCCCAGUGAUGCGGAUCUGGCUUUGGAGUGCGCGUUCGACUCCAUCAUGGUCGACGGGUCCAUGUAUGAUGAGGAGGGCAACAUCAAGUACGUCAAAUCCGUCGUGGACAGGGCCAAGGACAAGGGCAUCACCGUUGAGGCUGAGCUUGGGAGAAUGGAAGGAGGGGAGGACGGACUGCCGACGAUUGACCUGGAGAGUGUCUUUACCGACCCAGACAUGGCCGCCGACUUUGUGAAGAAGACCGGUGUUCAUUUCUUAGCCCCUAGCUUUGGGAAUGUCCACGGCCCAUAUCCUGCUGGAGGCGCAGAGAAGCACUGGAGACUGGACAGGCUGGAGAAGAUCCAUGCGGCUUUAGGUGAUGCAACACCGCUCGUUCUACAUGGCACUCACCCGCUGUCAGAUGAGAUGAUCCGAGUGGGAAUGGCACGAGGGAUGGUCAAGGUCAAUCAGAACCGAAAUGUGAGGAAUGGGUAUCACGAGUACAUUGCAGAAAACUGCACCAAGGUCGAGUUGACAACCCUGCAGGUAGAAGCUGUGGAGGCAUAUUCAAAAGGGGUUGAGAGACUCAUGGUAGAAGUGUUUGAUUCAGCAGGCAAAGCUUAG